This is a messenger RNA of Hevea brasiliensis (rubber tree), 1281 nucleotides long. Its product is annotated as growth-regulating factor 10. Lineage: Eukaryota; Viridiplantae; Streptophyta; Magnoliopsida; Malpighiales; Euphorbiaceae. The transcript is spliced from 3 exons. Gene Ontology annotation, biological process: developmental process; regulation of DNA-templated transcription; DNA-templated transcription. Gene Ontology annotation, cellular component: nucleus. Bases 238 to 936 code for a protein of 232 amino acids. Gene Ontology annotation, molecular function: ATP binding. The record is from RefSeq and is a predicted model, not a curated record.
GUGUUCUAAAGGUGAUUUUUAUGGCUGUAAAAUUAAUAAAUCAUCCUUUCUUACAUGUUCUCUUGUUUACUGUUAAGUUUCUGAAUUCUGACUCUAGAUCUAUAGUUGCUGCAGCUUGCAGAGAAGCAAGUUCAAUCUUAAUUUGAUUUUUAUAGUUCUUUUUUUUUCCCCUCACUGUCACUCGGUCUGUUCUGGUCCUGCUCUGCUCUGCUCCUUUUGACCCAUUUUCGUGCCCAUAUGCGAGAAAUGGAGUCCCAAAACCCACCUUCAAAGAUUGCACGUCUUGCAUAUUCUGGUAUUGGACAGACAGGUUGUUUGAACAUGGAGAGACAUGGAUCCAGCGGGGGUUCCUCAGGUUCACCUCCAAUAGGGUUAGGACUUGCGCUUGGAAGUGGUGGGUCGACUGAUCACAGCCCGAUACCAAUCCCCGACUGCACAAAAUCUUACGGCUUCACCAUUCUUCAACUGCAAGAGCUAGAACUCCAGUCUAUUAUCUACAAGUACAUAGAAUCUGGAUUCCCAGUCCCCUACCAUCUUGUUCUUCCUAUAUGGAAGAGUGUUUCUAGCUAUCUCAGCGGUCUCAACUCAAGCUUAUAUCAACUCUACCCUUCCUUCAUGGGAGGUAACAUCCCAUUGCAUAUGGACUACAGAAAUGUGAUGGACCCGGAGCCAGGGAGAUGUAGAAGAACAGAUGGGAAGAAAUGGAGGUGCAGCAAAGAGGCUCUCCCAGAUCAGAAGUACUGUGAGAGGCACAUGCAUAGAGGGCGUCAGCGUUCAAGAAAGCUUGUGGAACCUACUUCUUCUCAAGCCAUUAGUGCGAGCACCAACCUCUCCAUUUCACUUCCAGUGAGUAGCACUGCCCCUCUAUGCCAUUCAAAUAGUGAUGAUGGAGCUAUUAAUUUGCUAUUAAUUAAUCAGCAUCAACCUAAAUUCUAAUCCGUUUCAUGGGUAAUUAAUGAUAUAUAGUUGUCAAAUGAUCCAUCAACUGGAGAAGUUGGAUUGAGGCCAUAGUUUAAAACAGGAGAAAUGCUGUUGUUAGUGUUAGCAUUGUCAGGUGGAGGAUCUUAAGAUGGGAAAUUCGUGGGCUCCAGCGUUGUUUAAUUGUGCCUUUUUUUCAAGCGGGACAAGUUUGUUUUCAUAUUUUGUUCUGUAUGCCCAACCCCUGUUCCUAGUUAAUUAAUUUAGGGUUUUGUAGAAGCAUAUCUUAUGCAAUAGAAUUUGCAUUUAAAUUGUUUCGUAUUGAUGUGGUAAUGUAAUUAUCCAUCGUUUCAUUUAAGCAUA